UUUCACAAAGCGUUAUUUUACAGGUUUUAUAACGUUUGCGCUUCUGACUUUGGGAGAGAAGUUGUUCUGCGGAAAUGUCAAAGAUUGAGAAAAUGAGUAUCCUCGGAGUGAGGAGUUUUGGGGUAGAAGAUAAGGACAAACAGAUUAUCACUUUCUUUAGUCCAUUAACUAUUUUGGUGGGACCAAAUGGUGCAGGAAAAACGACUAUCAUUGAAUGUCUUAAAUAUAUAUCUACUGGUGACUUUCCUCCUGGCACCAAAGGAAGCUCAUUUGUUCAUGAUCCGAAGGUUGCCAAUGAAACUGAUGUUAGAGCUCAGGUUCGACUACAGUUUCGAGAUGUAAAUGGAGAGCUCGUAGCUGUCCAGCGAUCCAUGGUCUGUACCCAGAAAGGCAAGAAAACAGAAUUUAAAACACUUGAAGGUAUCAUUACUAGAACUAAGCAUGGUGAGAAGGUCAGCCUGAGUUCCAAGUGUGCAGAAAUCGACCGAGAGAUGAUCAGUGCCCUUGGUGUUUCCAAAUCGGUGAUUAACAACGUCAUUUUCUGCCACCAAGAAGAAUCCAACUGGCCGUUAAGUGAAGGGAAGGCCCUGAAACAAAAGUUUGAUGAGAUCUUUUCAGCAACAAGGUAUAUUAAAGCACUCGAAACUCUCCGUCAGGUACGACUGGAACAAAGCCUGGAAGUAAGACAGUGUCAGGCAGAACUGAAACACCUAAAGCAGAAUAAAGAAAAAGCACAGGAAAUCCAGGAUCACCUUAGCAAUAGAGAGGCUCAACUGGCUGCUUCUAAGGAGAAUGUAAAAUCUAUUGAGAAUCAACUUCAUCCUCUAAAGAGCUCUCUGGAAGCAGUUGAACAGAGUCUCGUAAAAGUAAUGAGGCUGGACAAUGAGGUGAAAGCCCUGGAGAGCAGGAGGAGGCAGAUGGAGAAAGAUAAUCAAGAUUUGCAACAGAAGAUGGAAAAGGUUUUUCAAGGAACCGAUGAGCAACUAAGGGAUAGAUACCAGAACCACCAGAGAACGGUGAAAGAGAAGGAGAAGAGAUUAUCCGACUGUAAGCGUGAAUUAGACAGAGCCACUAAAGAAUGCCAGAGAUUUAACAGUGAGAAAUCAGAACUCCUUGUUGAACGAGGUCGUCUUCAACUGCAAGCAGAUCGUCACCAGGAGCACAUCACAACGAGGGAUUCGUUAAUUCAGUCCUUGGCAGUGCAGCUGGAAUUAGAUGGUUUUGAGCGAGCACCUUUUAAUGAAAGGCACAUUGCCAAUUUUCACAGCUUGUUGAAGGAGAGACAGGAACGAGAUACAGAAGCUGCAAAUCACUUGAUGAGAGAAUUUACACAAAAGGAAGCAAUGAAACAAAAGCAGAUAGAUGAAAUAAGAGACAAGAAAACUGGAUUAGAAAGAACCGUUGACCUGAAAUCAGACAUUCAGAAUAAGAAACAAGCUGAGCUGAAGAAUGCAAAGUACGAAUUGCAGCAGUUGGAGGGGUUUUCAGACAGAAUUCUGGAGUUGGAUCAGGAGAUUUUCAAGACA
Eurypyga helias (sunbittern) is the source of this 1526-nucleotide messenger RNA. RefSeq names its product DNA repair protein RAD50-like. The transcript has 9 exons. Gene Ontology annotation, cellular component: nucleus; Mre11 complex; condensed nuclear chromosome. Gene Ontology annotation, biological process: chromosome organization involved in meiotic cell cycle; double-strand break repair; telomere maintenance via telomerase. NCBI's taxonomy places the organism in Eukaryota, Metazoa, Chordata, Aves, Eurypygiformes, Eurypygidae. The record is from RefSeq and is a predicted model, not a curated record. Gene Ontology annotation, molecular function: double-stranded telomeric DNA binding; ATP hydrolysis activity; G-quadruplex DNA binding. The annotation marks the transcript as partial.